Paramormyrops kingsleyae is the source of this 5478-nucleotide messenger RNA. It is a transcript of the gene atxn2, whose product is annotated as ataxin 2. Gene Ontology annotation, cellular component: cytoplasmic stress granule. Gene Ontology annotation, biological process: cytoplasmic stress granule assembly. NCBI's taxonomy places the organism in Eukaryota, Metazoa, Chordata, Actinopteri, Osteoglossiformes, Mormyridae. The record is from RefSeq and is a predicted model, not a curated record. Gene Ontology annotation, molecular function: mRNA binding.
CCUUGAUUCUCAUUUUGAAGUGUGCACUUUUUCAGUCACUGACGGCCCUGUAUUCAUUAUUUCAUAGCAUUGUAACGAGUUAGCGCGUUUGCUACUGCUGCUGAAUGGUUACGUGUGCGGCUAGUUAGCUGUCUGACAAACCUAAAAGGUUGCAUACAUGGUUAGACAACUGGUUGAAUGGUACGCAGUGUGCGAAGUGAACCUUUUAGCAGGUGCGUUUCACAUGUUUUAAUCCGUGAUUGUAGUGGCAGCAAUGUCAUGUUCGCUGAAGGUAGCCGGUGUCUCUCUGUGACUAGACACAUACGAUAGGGUUACGCACGGGUAUAAAACCACGAUAAACAUGAAAUCGCAACUAGCCGUGUAGGUAUUCAGUGCUUUUGUGACUGAAUUUAAUUAAUAUUGUACAAAAACCCGGAGGUUUCGCUGGUUUUCGUUAGCCUGGUCAGUGGGUUCUUCGCAGUCGGUGCGUUUUACUGUAGGUCACUGAUGGUGUGAUUUCAUCUGAUGCACUUUUAUUAUGGACAUUAUUGGCAUUAAUAUCAAAGUGCAGUUAUUGAAUUGUGCAGCCAGGACACCAUUCAGAGGGGUCACAUUGGGCAGGAAACCGACAGUGUGUGCUUUAUGGCAAUGGGGAAGCCGCUCAUGAAAAUCCGUGCCCUUGAACGUCUACAGCCUGACAUCCAAGUUAAUUUUAGUGCUUUUUAAGUUUCAGACAAUCACCGGUUACGUUUUCUAAGCACUCCAGAUCUGUUAUGCGGCAGCCAGCAAUGAAUUUAUCCUCUUUUUUUUUGUGGGGUUAAUGAAGAGGAUAAGGAAUGAAUUACUGUUGGCCAUUAUAAUCGGUAGAACUGAAAAUUGACUGUGUUCAUAUGAAAUGAUUGAUUGCUAUGGACUCAUUUUCAAUUGUGAUUCUUGGAAAGAACUACCUUUCCCUGAAAAAACUUAUGAGAACUUCUCUAGUUAAAACUUGAUCGUAUAUAAGUGAUGCCGUUUUUUUAUAGUGAGGAAUUGAAGUGGCUUAAAUGGAUGAGCGAGCUGAAUGGAGUGAACGUGAUAACAGUUAAUGCCAUGUAUGCAGAAAAGAUGUAAAGCAUAAGCCAAUAGCGCUCUCUGCAAUCCAGAUGCAAAUGAAACCCUUAAACUGAAAAAGCCAGAAAUGCAACCCCAGUGUAGCUGCAUGUUUUAUCAAAAUCCAGUCUUUUGGUAACAUUUUUCCACUAUUUUCUGUCACUCUUGCUUGUUAUAUGAUUAAUCAAGCUUAAAUUGAAUUCCCCAUCUUCUGAUAAAGUAAUUUAAAAACCCCAAAUGAAGGUUUUUUUUUGUGGGUGGAGUGGCUGCCAUUGGCAUUUUUGACACCCAUGCAGUACUUUCUGGCUUUCCAGGACAGCUGUUUCAGAGUCAUGAAUCCGCAAAGGAAAUCACCAGACUUGCUUUAGAGUCACCUCUCAAGCAAGGCCUGUGUCACUGUGUGUGAACAGAUGGUCUGUGUUGUGAUUGUGCUUAACAGUCAUGCUGUUAGAACUGCUCACUUAUGGACAUUGUGCCUUGCACUGUAAAGGCUCAUUCUCCUGACGGGGGUCCCCUCUUCUUUCUAAAGGCAUGCAUAGACGAUUUGUGUGUACCCAAAUAAUCGAUUUGCGUAUCUUUUUCGGGACAUUUUAUGUUGCAUGUGGUUCCUGUCAGUUUAUAACAGAGGGUAUCAUGAAUCAUUAUAUCGACUUAUUGAGAGGGAGAAAUAGCGUCAAAGGUCCUUCUUCGAUUGCCUUCAAUGGCGUUUAUGCAAACAUGAGGAUGGUUCAUGUUCUGACCUCAGUUGUCGGAACCAAAUGUGAACUGAAGGUCAAAAAUGGAGUGGUGUAUGAAGGAGUUUUUAAAACGUAUGGCCCAGAGUGUGACUUGGUGCUGGAUGCAGCUCACCGGAGAUGUCUGGAGCAGGGCAUGGGCCCACGGCGUGAGGACAUUGUGGAGAGCAUUAUUUUCAAGGCCUCAGAUGUGGUGGUGGUGCAGUUUCGAGACGUGGACCUCAAUUACGCCCGGAAAGUUUCUUCAGAUGCAGAUAACUUCACAGAUGCGGCCGUCAGCGCCCGCUUAAACGGGGAGCACAAGGAGAAGGACCUGGAGCCGUGGGAUGGUGGUGAUCAGCACGGCUCCGACAGCCUGGAGUCUCUCGACACUGAUGUGUCUAAUGGCUGGGACCCCAACGAAAUGUUCAAGUUCAACGAAGAGACCUACGGUGUCAAGUCUACCUAUGACAGCAGCAUGUCGUCUUACACUGUUCCCCUUGAGCGAGACAACUCUGAGGAGUUCCUGAAGAGGGAGGCUCGUGCCACACAGCUGGCCGAGGAGAUAGAGUCCAGCGCCUCCUACCGGGCACGCGUGGCGCUGGAAAAUGAUGCUCGCACCGAGGAGGAGAAGUACACAGCAGUGGUGCGCAGUGAACGGGACACUCACAGCCUGGGCAGCAGAGAGAACAAGUACAUUCCCCCAGGGCAGAGGAACAAAGAGGGAAUGUCUUGGGGCACCGGACGCCAGAACUCCCCCCGACUGGUGCAGAGUAGCCCCAGUGUGCCCUCCUCACGCCCCGGCCCACACGACUACAGUCCCAGCUCUGGAACAGACCAACGUGUUGUCAACGGAGGUGCCCCCUGGCCAUCGCCCUGUCCAUCUCCUUCCUUCCGCCCACCUUCCCGUUACCCAUCAGGCCCUACCUCUCUCCCGCCCCGGGCCGCCACACCCACCCGGCCGCCCUCCAGGGCCCCCUCCAGGCCCUCGCGGCCCCCGUCUCACCCCUCUGCUCAUGGCUCUCCAGCUCCCGUCUCUACUGCGCCUAAACGCAUGUCUACGGAAGGACCCCCCCGGAUGUCCCCGAAGACCCAGCGCACGCCGCGGACACACAGGAUGCCCAGUGCCCGUGGUGGCAUGCCACCUGGGCCAGAGUUCAUGGCCCACAGUGGAGACGUCUCCACGACCCCCCCUCCUCGUAGCAGCCCCUCUGGAGGCACCUGGUCGUCUGUGGUCAGUGGAGCACACAGACCCCGGUCUCCCCGGCAAAACGGGCUGGGGGGCGCCCCCGGAGGCUCCUCCCCCCAGACUGCAACUGCGCCGGUGGACCCCGUGGCCACGCCAGUAUCUGCUAUGUCGCCCACCGCUGCCAGCCCCGCCUCAAACAGAGCUGCCACGCCCCUGACAGAGGCCAAAGAGUCGCGGGUACAGGAGCCGCGAACAGCAUCCCCAGUGGCCAACAAAGAGAACGUGAAGCCGGCGGAGGUGUCGCCCGGCCCGGCCCGGGCCCUCAGCAAAGGCCCCCCAGCCAUGGCGUCUGAGCAUAGAAAACAGAUAGACAAUUUAAAAGAAUUUAGUCAAGUUUUUAGAUUACAGCCAAGCUCGAGCCCUGACUCCUCCGUCUUCGACCAGAUGAGCAAGCCGCGAGAUCAGGGGGAAAAGCCCAAAGAGCUGCCUCCAGACAGGGGGGCGGAGUCCUGUGGCACGACGGCCCCGGAGGCCCCAGCCAAUGAGGAGAAGGCCUCGGGCCCCACCCCCACAGCCGGCGGCACCACUGGCAGCAAGCCCAGCAGCCCUGGUGCGUCCGGACCCUGCAUCACGGCCGAGCAGAAGCGGGGCCCCGACGUCACCUCGCAGGCCGUGCAGACCUCAGGCCCCAGCGGCAAGCUGGACGGCAAAGAGGUCAAGGAUGACAAGAAGGACCCUGUGCCAGAACAAGUGAGGAAGUCGACACUGAACCCCAACGCCAAGGAGUUCAACCCCAGGGUGUUCUGCCCCCAGCCUAAGCCAGCCACCACGCCGACCCCACCCCGCCCCCAGGGCCAGCCGAGCCCCUCCAUCGUGGUGCCGCAGCCCCCGACCGUGUAUAGCCAGACCGUGUGCUUCCCCCAGAUGUACCCGCUGACCCCGGUCAGCCCGGGAGUUCAGAAAAGCAUUAUCUGGAAGCCCCCGGCCAUGUACCACGUGCCGAUGCCACACAUGACCGUGAGCCAAACUAAGCCCUAUAGAGCAGGUAAAGUUCCCAGCAUGCCCCAGCAGCGGCCGGACCAGCACCACCCCCAGGGCACGCCCACCAUGAUGCACCCGGCCACAGCCGCGGGGCCGCCCAUCGUGGCCCCCAGCCCCGCCUACUCCGCGCAGUACUUCACCUGCAGCCCGCAGCAGUUCACCAGCCAGCCGCUGGUUCAGCAGAUGCCACAUUACCAGUCACAGGCCCAGCAUGUGUUCAGCCCAGUGAUGCAGGGCAGUGCAAGAAUGAUGGCACCCCCUGCUCACGGUCAGCCCAGCUUGGUCUCCUCCUCUACUACCCAGUAUGGAGAGCAGACACACACCAUGUAUGUGUCUCCAGGCCCCAUGCCGCAGCCGUACAGCCACCCCGGGGCAGCGCUGCACCCGCAGCCCUCAGCCACGCCCACUGGGCAGCAGCAGCAGCAGGGGCAGCACGCAGGCAGUCACCCAGCCCCCAGCCCCGUCCAGCACGCCCAGCACCAGGCGGCGCAGGCUCUGCACAUGGGUAACCCCUCCCAGCAGCAGAUGUACUCGGCCCUGGCGCCCACCCCUCCCUCUAUAAACCCCGGGCCAAACCCCCAGUCCCCACAGGCCAGCUUCCCGUCGGCCCAGCAGGCCGUCUACAUCCACGCGCAGCAGGUGCAGCACGGAUACACGCCCUCGCACAUGGCCCACGUGCCACAGGCUCACAUGCAGUCUGGGAUGGUCCCCUCUCACCACACCACCCCGUCCCACCCACCCAUGAUGCUGAUGGCCACUCAGCCGCCCGGCGGGCCCCAGCCCCCACUGCCGCAGAGCGCUCUGCCCCCCAUCCCUGUGUCUUCCACCGCGCACUUCUCCUACAUGGCACAUCCCCCAGUGCAACCCCACCAUCAACAGCAGUUGUAGGGACCACUGAAGACCAGAUGCUCCUCUUCCUCCUCUUCCAGCCUGCUUUGCAGAUCCCUGCAAUGAGAUGGCUAUGUUCUCUCAUAAUGCUACACGUUUGCUUUCAUGUACAAGUAAUUAGGAAUGCUAACAGGCCGACUUGCAGUGGACGGAUAUUUGACUUAGAGAUGUAACACCACAAGGACGCCCUCUAAGCGGAAUGGUAUCACGCCUGCUGAAGACCCCCAGCCCAACUCAGUUCAGCUGGCUGAUAACUGGAACUUCUCCUCUGCACUUUGUAAGCUAAUAAAAAUCUUCCAACCUAAAGAAAGUAUUAACAUUAAUGUUAAUCGCUGCUGCUACUGCUGCAUUCAACAUGGAUAAAAACUCGUCACCAGACUUGAAACUAAACAAAAUGUCUGUAAAAUUAACCCGUUUGGCGAAAAGUGGAUUAUUUAUGACUCGUGAUUGCUGAGGUGACCCUCUGACCAGACAGUUAUGUAACUUUAAGUUAAAUAACUUUUACUUUGUAGAUAAUAUAAAUAAUUUAAAAAAUAAGAAAAAAAAUUAAAAACAUUAAAAAAAGUUUUAAAAACUGUA